AUACCCCCCUCCAGCCCUUCCCGAUUUUUAUACCGGAGCCCCCAGUAUUGUUAUGUCAAGUCGUGAAAUGUUAAUUUGCUCUGAAGCACUUCACCUCCUAAUAUCCAUACACCUUGAUGUCAAGUCGUGAAAUGUCAAUUUGCUCUGAAGCACUUCACCUCCUAAUAUCCAUACACCUUGGACGAGUUUGCUAGCAUCGGCUCGUAAACAACAAUAGCGAUAAACAAAAUUUUAGUGUAAAUUGUAAAGAAAUUGUUCCCAACCGCCCGCGAUGGACAUGAAGGAUGAGGAAUAUCCUUCCACAGCGGCGUUCGAGUCGGAGUGGUGCCGGGUCUGCGUGUCCGAGCCGGAGGCGAUACACGGCAUGGACGAGAUGAUAGACGCCGACCAUUCGGUAAGCCUUAACAUGAUGCUGGAGGCAAUGUUUCCCAUGUUUGCCAGUCCGGAAGGGAAAGAUUCACCCACCACCCAGCAACACUUGCCAACGAAAGCGUGCGAUAGCUGCAAGCACAAGAUCAUGAUCGCGUACGGGCUGUACCUGCUGCUGAUAGAGAGCGAAGAGCGGCUGCAGCGCUAUCUAGGGGAAGCUCCACGGUCCUGCACGGACGAUGAGAAGGCGGAACAAUCCUGUGCACCGUACGAGGUGCUGAUCGAGUGUAGCUUUGACGAUGGCGAGACAGCACUGUCGAGGGAGGAGGAACCACCCGCCUUGCAGCCGUUGGAAGCGUUGGACGAGGAAAGUGUACCGCGGAAAAGAGGCAGACCACGAACCCGGCCACUACCACAGACCACCACCGUGCUCGUGGAGGAGGAGAAGCGACCGAAGCGAAUGAGUAAACAGGACCGGACCAACGAGAGCGUCACGGAAGAGGAGCAAAUGGUGCUGGAAGAAGAUAUCGUUCUGCUGGAUGAAUUCACGGGAGAACAAACCUCCCAACCAGUGGCAAAGAAACGGAGUCGAAAGCCCAAAGUUCGGGCAGAUAGUACCGAUCAGCUGGAUGAAUCCACCACGGAACAAACAAUCGAACCACCGGUGGCAAAGAAACGGGGUCGAAAGCCCAAAGUUCGGGCAGAAAGCACCGAUCAGCUGGAUGAUUCCACGGCGGAACAAACCGUCGAACCACCGGUGGCAAAGAAACGGGGUCGGAAGCCCAAAAUUAAACCCGAACCAGCCGAAGGCGACGAAAGCAGCACGGAAGGCAGGAAGGAACGGAAGCAAAGCGCAACGAUCAAGGUGGAAGCGGCCGAAUAUUUGUCGGAUCAGGGUGGCAGUGGCGUUGAGCUAGAGUCUAAGGUGGACGUGUACAAAUGUCAGCUGUGCGAGGGGCCAACGUAUGGGUCGCCCACCGAGCUGACCGAUCACCUGAAGGCGGAACAUCCGGACCUGAUACGCACGUGCGACAAGUGUCCGAAGGUGUUCAUGACGGAGGCGGCGUACCAGCAUCACCAGUACUGCCAUGCGACGCUGCGCUCCUACUUCUGCAUGUUCUGCGACAAGGGCUUCCAGACGGAGAAUCUGCUGAAAAGCCAUACCAAGUCGCACACGGAGAUGGCCGAGUUUUUGUGCUCGCUGUGCGGGAAGAAGUUCAACAACAAGAGCAACUUGCGGCAGCAUCUGGUGCGCCACACGGGCGUGAAACCGUGGGCCUGUACUCAGUGUCCGAGCCGGUUCUGUACGAAGGGUGCAUUAAACUUACACCAGAGAACACACUCGAAGCUAAGACCGUUCAGUUGCGAUAUUUGUGGCUCACAGUUCCACACACGAUACUCCCUGAUCAAGCACCAGCUAAUCCAUACAGGUGAACGUCCGUACAGUUGCGAUCUCUGCCCCAUGAGAUUCGUCUCGACCUACCACGUGAAACGACACAUGCUUACGCACACCGGUGAAAAGCCGUUCAAGUGUACGUACUGUGAGCGCAGCUUCGCGCAAAGCAACGACAUGGUGAAGCACAUGAAAACGCACGUGGGUGAAAACCCGUACCAGUGCGAUCGGUGUGAAGCAUCGUUCCGGCUCCUCACCGAUCUGCGCAACCACUACAAGGAGACGUGCACGCCGGUCGAUAAAGGGGCCGGUUCGUCCGCGGACGAGGGGAAAGCGAUACGAUUCACAAGCACAAGCAUUUUGAAGAUGCGAUACGAGAAGGAGAUGGGCCAGUACAGCGAGCAGCGGUACGAGGAAAGCGCUGGCCAGCGGAAGGUUAUGGCAGAGGCGACCGAGUUUCCUGCAAUGGAGUCCGCGAUGGACGUGGACGUGGUAUGGCCAUCGACCGACGCAACGGCGUGCUGCCGCAUCUGCGUGCUGGAGACGGAGGCGGCGGACGCGUGCCGCAUGCACGAACCGCUGGAGGAAAAUGGGUCCCAGAGCCUGCAGAUCGUGCUGGAGAAGCUGUUCCCGGGCGUGUUCAACGAGGAGCAGGUGCAGCACGACUACACCAUGAACUGGCCGAUGGUGGUGUGCCGGGAGUGCAAGCGCAAGGUGCAGGAAGCGCACGAGCUGUACGAGACCUGUCUCGAUAGCCGCGGUCGACUGCAGAAACGUUCCGCCAAGGAGGAAAUGCACGCAGACGAAGCGAUCGUACCGGUGGACUGUGUGGUGGACGAGCAGGCGCAAGAGUUCCUGGAGUGCGAUCUCAUCCCGGAAACGGAGCUCGAGCCGGAGCUGGAACCACUGCCCGCCUCAUCGCGCCGACGUACGGUGAAGGCGCGCAAAAGCGAACCCGCACCGAGGGGUUCGCGGACGAAGAAAGCGCACACCGCACCUGCGGAGGUAACGGAAAUCAAGAAGGAGCUGGAGGACCCACAGGAGCAACUACAGGAGGAGCAGCAGCCGGAGGUGGAAGUGCUCGAAGAGGAGGAGUUAGAGUUUGCCGAUGAAAGCAACAGUGCAGAGCCGGAAUGGAAACCACCGUCGUCCGCCGGAAGAGGCAAGAAAGCGAGAGGCGCACCGAAAGCGAAGCCGACCGACGAGAAGGUGCCGAAGGAAAGGAAGAAGCGCGAGCGUAAGCCAAAGGUCGAGCCGGGCGCGGAGGGAAAGCUCGAAUCCAAGACGGAGCUGUACCGGUGCCAGCUGUGCUCGGGGCCAACGUACGAGACGCCCGGUGAGUUGACGGAGCAUCUGAAGGCGGAACAUCCGGCCCAGAUACGGCCGUGCGACAAGUGCCCGAAGGUGUUCGUCAGCGAGCAGACGUUCCAGCACCACCAGUACUGUCACGCGACCGGCCGGUCCUUCUUCUGCGACUUCUGCGACAAGGGAUUCCAGACGGAGGGGCUGCUGACGAGCCACACCAAGUCGCACACGCGCGGUCCCAAGUUCCUGUGCUCGUACUGCGGCAAGGGGUUCACCACCAAGAGCAGCCUGCAGAAGCAUAUGACAUUCCAUACGGACAGCAAAUCGUGGCCGUGCCGUCUGUGCCCCUGUCGGUUCAAUACGAAAGCCUGCCUGCACGUGCAUAUGCGUACACACACAAAAACGAAGAUCUAUACCUGCCCGAUCUGUGGCUCGCAGUUUAACAAACACUACUCGAUGGUGAAGCAUCAGAUCAUUCACACAGGAGAACGCCCAUUUGUCUGUGAGCUUUGUCCCAUGAGGUUUGUCUCGCCGUACCACGUGAAACGGCACAUGCUAACGCACACCGGGGAAAAGCCCUACAAAUGUACGUACUGUGAGCGCAGCUUCGCGCAAAGCAACGUGCUCGUGAAGCACAUGAAAACGCACGUCGGCGACCAUCCGUACCAGUGCGAUCGGUGUGACGCGUCCUUCCGGCUGCUGAAGGACCUGCGCAACCACUAUCAGGAGCACUACGUGGAGAGCGAGAACGGUAUCGGGCCGUCCCCGGUCGUGGACGAUAAGGAUAUACGCUUUACCAGCACGGAAAUCUUGAAGCUGCGAUACCAAAAAGAGAUGGGCCAGUACAGCCAAAAGUAUGAGGGCAGCGGUGGUGACGAUUGUAGUAAAUUGAACCAUUUUGCAGGAUUUUAUUUUGUAGCAAUUUACGCAAGUGAGUGCCAAUUGUCCACCGUGUACCACACCAUGGACGAGGAAAACAAUUCAGUCGAGCUAUCGCUUCGCUCAACCUUCUGCCGCAUCUGUGUCACGCCCUGGAAGAUGAACCACUGCAUGCAGGAACCAUGCGAUCCGGGCGAAUCUUUAAGCUUGCACUGCAUGCUGGAAAUCCUCUUCCCGACCAUCUUCAACGAUCAUACUGCAAACUGGCCGGCCAAAAUCUGCCAGGACUGUGGCGAGAAAGUGUUACAGGCGUACGCUUUGUACGUGCAAUGUGGGCAAAGUGCAGAGCAGCUGGAAAGGUUGUGCAACGAGCAGGAGGAUGCGACGAUGUGCGAUGAAGUAAUGAUUACGGUCAAGGGGGAUUACACGCCCGAUGUGUUGGUGGAGGAGGCAGUUGUUAUAUCUGAGCUGGAGCCGGGAAUAGUGGAUACUGUGGCGAACUGCAACCCACUGGAGGAUAAUUCCGACGAGUCGCUCGAAGAAGGUCAAGUGCUGCAUCGCCCAGAAAUCGUCAUAGCGAAGCAAAAGGUGCAUGAAAAGCGUAGAAAUGCUGCUGCAACGAAGAGGAAACACAAACGCAUACAGCCCUCGGCAAGUAAUGAGCGAGUUGUUGCUGAAACUCAAGCUCCAGCACGGACGAGACAGGGGAAUCGGAGGCAAGUGGUCUUAACUCAAAUGAAAGCGCUUGAAAGUGUCGAGGACAAACUGCCGGAAGAAAAGAGCAGGAUAAAUGAUGGCAGGCGUUCAACGACGCGUGAAAAAGGCAACGCCACUCUAGACAACAGCAGCACCUCCCGAUCGGAUGACGAUACCGAACCAAAUUGCAAGAAAAGUAUCAAAAAAUUGAACGAUACGACAGCAGAAGAAGCGCCCCAGCACGAGGAGAAGCUCGAAACGAAAAAAGAUCUCUACAAAUGUGUGCUGUGCGAUGUUCCGGCGUUCACCGGGCCGGACGCACUGACCGACCAUCUUAAGGCGACGCAUCCGGACCAGAUACGGGCGUGCGAGCAAUGUCCUAAAGUGUUUGCAGCGCAGGCCGCCUUCGAGCAGCACCAGUACUGCCAUGCGACGGGCCGGUCACACUUUUGUCCGUUCUGCGACAGGGGCUUUCAAACGGCACUGCUGCUCAAGAGCCAUAUACGCACGCAUACGCAGCGGUCCGACUAUCUGUGCUCGCUGUGCGGGAAGGAGUUUAAUGUGAAGAACAACCUGCGCCAGCACAUGAUAAUGCAUUCGGGCGAGAGGCCAUGGGCGUGCCCGCUGUGUCCCUGUCGGUUUAGCACGAAAGGAGGACUAAAGAGCCAUCAGAAUACGCACACGCGAAUUAAAGCAUUUAGCUGUGACACUUGUGGAUCACAGUUUAAUAAACAUUACUCGUUAAUCAAGCAUAAACUGAUACACACAGGUGAACGACCGUUUGGGUGUGAAAUUUGCAAAAUGAGAUUCACCAACAGCUACAUGGUAAAACGACACAUGCGGACCCACACGGGCGAAAAGCCCUACAAAUGUACGUACUGUGAGCGCAGCUUCGCACAGAGCAACGACAUGGUGAAGCACAUGAAAACGCACGUCGGCAGCAAUCCGUACCAGUGCGAUCGGUGCGAUGCCUCGUUCCGCCUCCUGGUGGACCUACGUAACCACUACAAGGAGCAUAAGCAGCCCGGUGAGCUAGGGGCCGGCUCAUCCACCGAGGAAGAUGCGAAAGGGAUGCGGUUUACCAGCCAGGACAUUCUGCAGUUAAGGUACAAGAAGGAAAUGAAUCAGCAGCAGCUAACAGAAAUGGAGGAAGAGUUUUUGAUUUUAAACCUAAAACCGACGACCUGCCGUAUCUGUGCGACGGUCAGCGUCGAACAGUACUGCAUCUACGAAACGAUCUACAAGGACGGUACGCUUAGCAUGCACGCGAUGAUGGAAAAGCUGGUUCCCUCGGUGUUCAACCCGGAGCAGAUGAAGGUGGACGAGUACAUGUGCUGGCCGCGGAAGGUGUGCGAAGACUGCCGGGCCAAGGUGCUGGAGGCGUACGCACUGUACGAGCAGUGCAUGCGGAGUGGCGAUCUGCUGCGCGAAUGCUUGUCGCGCAAACCGGGCGCGCUGGUCAUUGAAAACACGUACGACGAUGAGCUGAAGCAGGACUAUGCGAUCGAAACGACGGUGGAGGAGACAGUGUCGGACUUUGUCGAUCACGACGAACCGAUCGUGCUGGAUCAGAGCACGGAGAGUAGCGCCGGCACUGCCACCGGCCGGCGGGUUAGAAAACAAAUCUCGAAAGAGCCAAAAUCGGGCAAGAAACAAAAGCCGGAUUUGGCGGAACCGCGUACCCCAUCGCCGACCGAUGACUUUGGCUGUGAUUCGGAGGAACAGGACGAAAAACCGCUCAGCAGCUUGGUGGUGAGCGAAAAGGUAGCACGCAAAUCGCGAUCGGCACGAAACGCAAACGCUAAGCGCAACAGUUCGGCUACCGGAAAAAGCAACGAGCAACGAACGCGUGGAAAGAAGGGACCCGGCAGGAAGCCAAAGCAACCAAAGGAGGAAAGUGACAACGAUACGGAGGAACCGAAAACGAAGGUCGACCUGUACCGCUGUCUGCUGUGCGAUGCACCGACCUACACCUCGCCGAAGGAGCACACCGACCAUCUGCUGAAGGAACAUCCGGACCAGAUACAUUGCUGCAAGCAGUGCCCGAAGGUGUUCAUGACCAAGGCGGCCUUCGAGCAUCACCAGUACUGUCACGCGACGGGGCGUUCGUUCUUCUGCAUGUUUUGCGACAAAGGCUUUCAGACGGAGCAGCUGCUGAAGAACCACAUGCGGACGCAUACACAUGGGACCGGGUUCCUGUGCUCGCACUGUGGGCAGGAGUUUAGCAAUCGGAGCAAUCUGCGCCAACACUUGAUACGGCACACGGGUGAGAAGCCGUGGCAGUGUAAUCUGUGCCCGAGUCGUUUCAGUAUGAAGAGUUACCUAGACAGACAUAUGCACACCCACACGAAAGCCAAGUUUUUCAGCUGCGACACGUGUGGGUCACAAUUUAGCCGGCACUAUUCGUUGGUAAAGCAUCAACUAAUCCACACAGGAGAUCGUCACUUUACCUGUGAGGUUUGCAGUAUGCGAUUCACCUCGAGCCACCACGUUAAACGGCACAUGCUUACGCACACCGGCGAGAAACCGUUCAAGUGUACGUACUGUGAGCGCAGCUUCACGCAAAGCAACGACAUGGUGAAGCACAUGAAAACGCACGUGGGCGAAAAUCCGUACCAGUGCGAUCGGUGUGAAGCAUCGUUCCGGCUGCUCACCGAUCUGCGCAAUCACUACAAGGACCACUAUCUGCCGGGCGGCAAGGAUGCACUGUCCGGUGAGGAGGACAAGGGUACGAUACGGUUUACCAGCACGAAUAUACUGAAAAUUCGGUACGAAAAGGAAAGAAACAGUGGCCGGCCGGUCAAGCAGGAGGUACGGGCGGCUGGGCACAAUCAAACGAUGUUUCCGGAAUGUAAACAACGCACAGCUGUAGCGCAGCUUCUUCGCCUUACCCACCACAGUGUCGCAAAACUUUCUCUGCCGCCGCCUCCAGCUACGAUGGAGAAGGAACAGCCCCAAGACCAAACCAUGACGAUACAGCUAACGUUCUGUCGCAUCUGUGCCGUCCUCAGCACGGAGGAGCAUUGCAUCUACGAAGUGGCGUACAGUGCCGGCACACUCAGCAUGCACGCGAUGAUGGAAAAGCUAGUUCCCUCGGUGUUCAACGCGGAGCAGGUAAAGGUGGACGAGUUUAUGUCCUUUCCCACGAAAGUGUGCGGCAGUUGCAAAGCCAAAGUGCUCGAGGCGUACGGGCUGUACGAGCAGUGCGUGAGGAGUGGCGAUCUGCUGCGCGACUGUUUAGCGCGUAAGAAAAACGCAACGUUCAUCGUGAACAUAACCGGUGCUGGCGGUGGUGGUGGUGGUGGUGGUGGUGGGGUGGAUAGUUCCGAGGGCAAAAUCAUUGUCCCGCUGGCGUACGAAACGGAGGAAGUGUCGGUAGGUGGCAAACCUCACACUACAACGGUGGUUGAGAUAACGACGGAAGAAAUCGGCCCACACUGUAAGGUGGAAAGUGAAGGCGAAAGUGAGAUAGUGGAGUUGGUUCCAAGCCAAGAUGAAGAUGCCGCUGAGCAUGUUGCCUCGGAACAGGGAGAUCAUCCGACGUGUUCCGAGGGAGAAACUGUAACGAUACCUGCUCCCAAGGUAAAGCACGAAACGAGUAGAGCAAAACAUGCACGAACACGUGCGACAACGAAAAGAAACGUAAAGCAAGCAAAAACGACGAAAAGAAAACAGGAAGACACUGCCGACGUGCUGUUGGAAACAACGGAACAACCAAAACUGAAUCCCGUUCAAUUGCGCUGCCUACUGUGCAAUCGACCAGCGUUUGCCGCACCGGCGGAACUUACGCAGCACCUGCACAGCGAGCAUGCGGAUCAAAUAUUGCGCUGCACCCUCUGCCCGAAAGUGUUAAUGACCAAGGCGGCCUUCGAGCAUCACCAGUACUGUCACGCGACGGGGCGAUCGUUCUUUUGCGCGCUGUGCGAUAAAGGCUUUCAGUCGGAGCAGCUGCUGAAGAACCACAUGCGGACGCACACGCACGGGACCGGGUUCCUGUGCUCGCAGUGUGGCAAAGAGUUUAGCGAUCGAAGCAACCUGCGCCAGCACGAGCAGCGCCACACCGGCGAGAAACCCUGGGCAUGCAGUAUGUGUCCAAGCCGGUUUAGCACGAAGGGCUAUCUGACGGUACAUUUGGCCACCCAUACAAAAACGAAAGCAUUCAGCUGCGACACGUGCGGAUCACAGUUUAACCGGCACUACUCGCUGGUGAAGCAUAAGGUCAUCCACACAGGAGAGCGUCACUAUGCCUGCGAAGUUUGCAAGAUGAGGUUCGCGUCGGCGUACCACGUGAAAAUACACAUGCGAACGCACACCGGUGAAAAGCCGCACAAAUGUGGCUACUGUGCCCGUGGCUUUGCGCAGAAGAACUGCAUGCUGAAGCAUAUGAAAACGCAUGGCAAACCGUACCCGUGCGACCGGUGCGAUGCAUCGUUUCAGACGAUAGCGGAUUUGCGGGUACACGCGAAGGAGCACGAUCGGGUGCGAAAGCAGGAAGAGGUUGAUUCCCCUGCGGAACAAUAACCACAGUGCAAUGUAGAUGUAAGUGUCAGUAAAGGGUAAAGUUGACAAAAAUCCGGAGUCGACACCGAUCCGACUCCGGAGUUGUUCGUAAUCGCCCGGAAUCGUCCGGAGUCUUUCGGAGUCAUUCGGAGUUGAGUUUAAUGGGGUUAAGGUUAUUAGUAUUGUUUAAUAUGAAAACUAUUUAAUUUGGAGCGAUUAAAAGGGUACAGAGGUACUCGAUGGCGGAGACGCUCGACUCUUAUUUUGGUCCAGGAACUGAACCUAUCGCGUGCUAGGAAUUUAUUCCGAAACUGCUACACGAUAUCUAUAUCAGUCUAGUAAAGGAAAUCGAAUCUCUACAGGUCUAGGAUGCCUAUCCCAUUCUUACAACGUUCAGCUGGGAUAUACAGGGUUUCCCGCGACUUAUCGGUGGGUUCCCAUCUAUUUUUGGUAGGUUCCCAUAUUUGUUGGUGCGUUACUACGAUUUUUUGCCGUUUCCCGGAAUUUGUUGGUCCAAUUGUAUUGAUAUCCAAUUGGAAAAUACCAAUAAAUUAUGGGAACGAACCAAAAAUCUAUGGAACACGAUCAAAAAAUCGUACGAACGCACCAAAAAAAUCAUAGAAACUGAUCAAUAAAUCGUGGGAAACACUGUAACAAUG
This is a messenger RNA of Anopheles coluzzii, 9801 nucleotides long. RefSeq lists its product as uncharacterized. The transcript has 20 exons. Gene Ontology annotation, biological process: regulation of transcription by RNA polymerase II. Gene Ontology annotation, cellular component: nucleus. Gene Ontology annotation, molecular function: zinc ion binding; RNA polymerase II cis-regulatory region sequence-specific DNA binding; DNA-binding transcription activator activity, RNA polymerase II-specific. The record is from RefSeq and is a predicted model, not a curated record. Bases 272 to 9163 code for a protein of 2963 amino acids. Lineage: Eukaryota; Metazoa; Arthropoda; Insecta; Diptera; Culicidae.